AUGUUUAUGAAUUGUUCUUCGUUAUUAUCAUUGCAUUUACAAUCAACAAAAUUCUUUGCACUACAUAAAAAUUUUUUUCGAUUGAAAUCAUGGGAAGCGGAAUUUCAACAAGCCGUCGAAAAAGUGAAACAAUUAGCGGAAAAACAAGAUGUAUCAACGAAACUGAAACUUUAUGGCCUUUAUAAACAAGCAACAAUUGGUGACAUUGACAGUAAACGACCACUAUUAUUAUCAUCGUCACAAGCAAAAUAUGAUAGUUGGAGAGAACUGAAAGGAAGAUCAAUGGAUGAAGCAAAAAAGAUGUACAUCGAUUUAGUCAAUAAACUAUAUACAAUUGCAACGAAAACUUCAUCUAAAAUAGUUUUUGAUGAUCUAAAAUCUAUACCUGGUCUUGAUAUCAUUAUUGAAGAUAAAAUUUUAUGGAUAAAACUUAACAGACCAAAUAAACACAAUGCGUUAACUUUAGAGAUGUAUGAUGGUAUUACGAAUGCCCUGAAUUAUGCAAAUGAAACUGAUACGAUGGUGACUGCAUUUAUCGGAUCAGGCCAGUAUUUUUGUAGCGGUAACGAUUUAUCAAAUUUCACUGAAGUCACUGGUCUCGAGGACAUACCACGUAUGAUUUCUAAAACAAGUCAAAUACUCAGUUCAUACGUUGCUGCUUAUAUUAACCAUAAAAAAGCCUUAGUCGCACUGAUAAAUGGUCCUGCAAUUGGUAUUGCUGUUACUGUAUUACCUUUAUUUGACUUAGUUCUUGCUUCUGAUAAGGCAAUAUUCAGUACACCGUUCACAAUUUUGGGACAAUCUCCGGAAGGUUGUUCAUCGUAUACAUUCCCAAUGAUAAUGGGACACAGUAAGGCAUCAGAACUUUUAAUUUUUGAUAAAAAAUUAACCGCCCAAGAAGCAUAUGAGCGAAACCUGGUAUGUCAAGUGAUGCCAUCAUUCACCUUUCGAGAAGAGGCAGAAAUUUAUGUGCGAAAGAUAUCCCAAUUGCCACCUGAAUCACUAAUCUGUAACAAAGAAUUACUUCGAAACAUACAUCGUGAGGCACUUCUUGCACAAAACGAACGUGAAGUUUCUCUUCUUAUGCAGCGUUUUCAAAGUGGGGAAUGUAUGAAUGCAAUACAACAAUUUCUGAUGAGAAAAAAAUGA
Molecule: messenger RNA, 1149 nt
Organism: Brugia malayi
Lineage: Eukaryota; Metazoa; Nematoda; Chromadorea; Rhabditida; Onchocercidae
Product: enoyl-CoA hydratase/isomerase family protein
Exons: 8
Coding region: 1-1149 (382 amino acids)
Molecular function (GO): fatty-acyl-CoA binding
Source: RefSeq, a predicted model, not a curated record